AGAACGUUGAGCUUGUCCGACGGAACCAGCCGACAGGGGCGAGGAUCUUCUCCUGAAGAUCAUGAGCGAGAGGAAAAAUCUAAUUUUCCUCACAUCACAAACAAUAUCAUCCCACUUUGGUCUCCGAAGACCAGCAGAUCAAACUAUUGCAAUCUUUCGGGCCUGGUCAAGCUGUUCAAGGCGAAAUCCGUAAACCACUUCCAUUUGCGAUCUUAUUCUGAAGUUCAAGCCUCAGCUUAUAUAAAUCCCCUGGCCACACCUGGCCCAAAUUCUAGCCUCAUUUCUGAGUUAUUGAUAUAUCUGUACACAUCAUCAGGCAUAUGGUGCCCCGCAAACGUCAGCGACGACUGUCGAAAAGACAUCAACCCUUGCGAUACACACCGGAGGUCCGAAAUAUCCUAUCCAAAGAGGACCUGACAAGAAACGUACUAUCGAAAGUGGACAGGGAAAGCCGCCUUCCGCCAUCAAAUUCUAGACCCUUGGAGUUUGCUCCAACCAUCCUUCGCCGUUGCACACCGAGCUGCCUCGCGGAGAUCAAGGCGCUUGCCCGACAAGGAGGCCCUGACCUCUCCGAUCUUCGAAGAUACCCCGGCCCUAAAACAGUUGACGGUACCCUGGUAUUCCCCAAGAGGAACUCUCCAGCGGAGAGCGAAACCUAUGGCGGUAGCUUGACGAUGCCGCUGAUUGACAACGGCAUUUAUCCGAUCGAACAUCCGGCCUAUGAUAGGAAAGCCCCAGCGUCACCACAAAACUUGGACGCCAUCAAGCAGAGGCUCUCUCGUCGACGAGCAUCUCUCACCGAGUCAAGCUUCACCGACGCCGACUUCAAACAAUUCAGACAUAUCGAAGCCAAUCAAGCCUAUACCAAGGCCAGUAUUGACACCUUUGUGCUUCCAACCAUAUGGGGCGACAAGGAUCCCAACUAUCGCUUCCGGCUCUGCCAUGGAAGAACCUGCGAUCAUCUCGCCCCUUUUUCCAAGAUUCCUCUCCCCUUUGCAACACCAGAUUACUACCGUGGGGUACGGUAUAAUCAACUGCAUACGGAAGUGCGCGACGAACUCCACAAGCAGAUCAUCCCCUGGCAAGACGAAAUCUACGUGGCGCCAUUCGCACCCAACUUCUUUGUCGAAGUCGGCGAUCCGGAUGAUCCUACCUCUGUGUGCCAUCAGAAGGCUUCGUAUGCGGGCGCCAUUGGAUCCCGGGCCGUGCAAGCUCUUCAGUCGUAUAAUCGAGCCAAGACCGUUUAUGAUGGCCAAGCUUAUACCAUCACCGCGGUCUAUGCUAAUGGCAUGCUGUCCUUAUAUGCGCACCACGUCAUUCCUCAUGUUUCCAGUGCCACGAUCAGCCGCCGUUCUUCUGACUAUAUCAUGACCCAGCUGGGGGCCUGGUCCAUGAUCCAAGAUGCGGCGACUUUUCGAGAGGGUGCGACUGCUUUUCGUAAUGCGUUUGAUUGGACGAGCGAGGAGCUGGGCAAGGUGGUUGAUUUGGCGAAUGAAAUGCAGAGCCUUGGGCCGGAGGAGGUGCCUGUUCGGUGUCAGAGUGUCUAAUGCGUCAGCUGCAAGCAUGUCAGCUGUACCGGGCUCAGUGUCUGGAUACUCAAGACUUCUAGCAGUCUGGGCUUCUCUGGUCCUUGCAUGGAGAUGACAUGUUCGUGGAAGGAUAAGUAAUGAGAUACGACCAUGGGGACUCGUUAGAAUGAAACUGAAUGGUGCACUUCGGCUACAUAUUCAUAGAUACCGGUUCCAGCCCACUUGAAAGGCCUAUAGAAAUUAAAUCCCCAACACGGAAUCCCUGAAACCCAGAAGGUAUGCUUCUAUGAUAAGAAGAUGUAGUUGAUACUUUUCUGUGGCACAACUCCAUUUCAAUGAUCUUGGUCCGUCGAUCAAAGUGAAUGAGAAGAAACUUGGGGAAAGCAAAGAAAUUGCCACCAAGCAAUUUAUACGAAGGUGGCUAGUUAUCUGAACUAGUAUUCGUGGC
This is a messenger RNA of Aspergillus ibericus CBS 121593, 1977 nucleotides long. RefSeq lists its product as uncharacterized. The record is from RefSeq and is a predicted model, not a curated record. The coding region runs from base 321 to 1547 and encodes 408 amino acids. Lineage: Eukaryota; Fungi; Ascomycota; Eurotiomycetes; Eurotiales; Aspergillaceae. The transcript is spliced from 3 exons.